Molecule: messenger RNA, 2369 nt
Organism: Penaeus monodon (black tiger shrimp)
Lineage: Eukaryota; Metazoa; Arthropoda; Malacostraca; Decapoda; Penaeidae
Gene: mRpL18
Product: 39S ribosomal protein L18, mitochondrial-like
Exons: 6
Coding region: 96-707 (203 amino acids)
Biological process (GO): translation
Cellular component (GO): ribosome; mitochondrion
Molecular function (GO): structural constituent of ribosome; 5S rRNA binding
Source: RefSeq, a predicted model, not a curated record
AAUAUUAUUGCCGUAAUACGAACGCAAAGGAUUUACGGAUUGACUUUACCUGAACGCAAAUAUUUAGUUGUAAACAAACGUGGAAGGAGAAAACAAUGCAGACUUCUACUCCUAUUUUACGGGCAUUUUCUGGCCUUAGAUUGGGAAUCUUGAGGCCAAGAUAUGCACACAGCGAUGCACUGAGUGAGAAUGACCUCGUAAACCCACAAUGUGUUAACAGAAAUCCUCGAAAUAUGGAGAUGCUGAGGUUGGCGAGGAAACCCCAAGGCUGGGGCCUGGACACUCCAGAUUGUAAUUAUUGGUACAAAUUGUUUCUAGAGUGUACUCAGCGCCAUGUAACUGCUCGUGUUGAGCAUUUCACUGGUAAGACGGUGGUCUCGGCCUCAACCAAAGAGUGGGCCAUCAAGCAGCAUCUCUUCUCCACGACAGACAUUAACGCUGUCAGGAAUGUUGGCCGUAUCAUUGCACAGCGAUGCCUGCAGUCUGGUAUUGCAGAACUUCAUACAGAAUUGCAGGGACGUGUAGAUGCAUCAGAGAAGAUAAAAUCCUUCAUGGUGGCCCUAGAAGAAGGAGGCCUCAUAACCCAUGAACCUACAACAAUAAAUGAGAGAUCGGUGCAUCCGUUACUGGCGAAGAGAAGAGAAACUCUACCCUGGACGGUUCUGGAAGAGGAAGUGCUGAAGGAAGAAGAGAAAAAGAAAGAAUAAUAAUUUCUUUUUCUUCUUGAUAAUUUGUUAAAUGUACAGCAAAGAGUGUCAAGUUGAUUACUGUAUGGAUUUUUUUUUUUUUAUUUUUUUUUUUUUAUAAAUAGUGUAAAUAUUAAAAUGAAUUCAAUGUGUCUUGGUGGUUUGAGCUAUUUCCCCAGUUUAUUUCAUCUUAUAGACAUUGCAAUGGUAAAGUGACAAGAGAACGUAUAUAUAUAUAUAUUUUUUUUUCUAUGUAAUAUAUAAAAUCUGCUUCUCACUUAUUCCUAAGGUUUCAGUAUUCAUCAAUAUAUUUAAAUAGUUUUCAUUCUUGAUGUUGCACUUUUAUAUGUGAUUCUAUGGCUUGUGUGUACAUAUAGCACUAAAUGUGUACUUCCAUUUGAAAUGAUAAUUAAUACAGCUAAUUAACCAGAAUAGUGUGUUAAAGUUAUCUUGAAACCAUUUUGAAAAAAAACUAACUUACUUUAUUGAGGAAGAUUUUAAAAAUUAACAUCUACAUGUAGAUAAACACAUAAUACUUUGAACAAAAUAUCUUUUUCUUUUGUUCUUAUAGACAUUUUUAAAAAUGUUUCUCCUUAUAGAAGAAAUGCCUAGACUCAUUGUGAAUCACAGGCUAAAGCCAGUACCUCAUUCUUCUCCCAAAAAACUUGCUGAUUUAGCAGUAACUGCCCUGGCACAUCUAUGAAAUCAUUUUGAUGAGAGUGCAUGACAAGGUAGUUUGGUAGAGAAAAAACAUUUUUUAUCAGCACUAGAGAAUAUGUGAUAUAAAGAACUGAAUAAAAUGGAUUCGUAUUUAUCUUGCAGAAAUGCAUGCACAAAAUUAUCAUUAACAAGAUGGAACACAGUAAUUAAGAGCAAGUUACACCUUAAAAGAUUUUUUGAUUUGGUAGUUUGACAGCAAAGAAAUCUUGUGGUCAUCAUUAAAGAUGCUAACGAGCUCUCAAAGAGAGCAAAAUAGCUAAAACAGAAAAAGUAGAAGUAACCAACUUAUUACUUAUGCUACAGGUGUUAAGAAUGGUGAAGGAUGAAUUUUCCUUGUUAAAAAAAAAUCUUUUUACCCUGGCAUGAAUAGCAAAAGUCAGUGUUAAGGAGCGUGUUUAUGUCAGUUUGUAGUCAGUGCACUUAGAGCCAGCAUCCUGAUCAAGAAUUUUGGAAUAAACCCAUAACGAAGAAAAGAAAAAGAAAAAAAAUGAGAGUAUUGGGCAUCAUGUUUUUCUUCUUAGGAAUCUUCAUUAUAGAAAGUAUGGUCGUGGCACAACAAGAAAUCUUUGACAGCGUUUGUAAUGAAGACCUUGGUGGAAAAUGCACAGAGAAAGAUAAUAUUUGUGGGACUCCUGAACGUGAGGACUUGUGUAGGGGGAAUUACAAGUGCUGUGUCCCUUCAGUUAUCGCACCCAUAAAUUAGCGGCAGCGACUUGUAAAGGAGGGAGAAGAAGAAAAAGAGAACAGAAGAAAGGUGUGCAGGAUAGGGUAAUGAUGAGGGUAAAGAAAAUCAAGUCAAUGUAUUUAUUCAGAUAUGCAAAGGAUGUAUAUGUUCACAAGCAAUUCAGUGUGUAUAAAUAUGACAAGAAGUAAUGAUUAUAAUUCAGUAUGAUUCAAGCUGAGAUUUGCUUAGUAUGUUGUACCUGAUUAUCCAGAAUAAUAUUCUAUGGUGCUCUCACAGUG